Messenger RNA from Lolium perenne, 571 nucleotides. RefSeq lists its product as uncharacterized. The record is from RefSeq and is a predicted model, not a curated record. Lineage: Eukaryota; Viridiplantae; Streptophyta; Magnoliopsida; Poales; Poaceae.
AGCAUCGCCUUUGUCGUCGAUCGAUAGAGUAGCCGACCAUGGCGUGGUGGCGCGAGAGGCUGGUGGCGCCGGUGCGGCGGGCGUGGCUCGCGGUGGCGCGGCGGGCGCGCAACGGCGGGAGCACAGGAGUGGUGGACCUACACAGGGACGUCCAGACCUGCGGGUACAACGAUGUCCAGGUGAUGUGGAACAUGCUCAACUCCGAGAACCAGACCUACGGCUUCAGGCCACCGGCGCCGGAGAAGCCACGGCGGCGCCAGGCUUUCUGCUGGAGGCCGUCGUUUUCGCACCUCCGGAGGCCGCACCGAGCUGCGGCGGUGAGCUGAGAUCCGCCGGACAGCCGUGAUUUGAACUAUGGCAUGUAUAGGCUGUGACAUUUCGGCAUCUAAUAAUCUCAAAUAAAAACCGCUGCUACUGUGGUGUUAUGUACAUAGAAGGAUGGAUGUUCGACUGUAAUUACUUUAGAUGGGUAUAGAAGGGAUGUCUCAUUCUAGUGCUUUUCUUGCCGCAUGGAAGACAGCAAACUGUGACUUGCUCAGUGUAGAGACCACAUGUUUCAAAAUCUAGGCAG